GAGGCAGAGAGGGCUAGCCACCAUGCACAGCAUCCACAGUCUCCUGGCGCUUCUGCUGCCGCCACUGCUACUGCUGGUGGCCACCACAGGCCCCACCGGAGCCCUGGAUGAUGAGGAGAGACUUGAGAUGGUCAAGCUGCACAACCUCUACCGUGCCCAGGUGUCCCCAUCGGCUGCCAACAUGCUGCAAAUGAGGUGGGAUGAGGAGCUGGCCGCCUUUGCCAAGGCCUACGCUCAGCAGUGCGUGUGGGGCCACAACAAGGAGCGCGGGCGGCGCGGUGAGAACCUGUUCGCCAUCACGGACGAGGGCAUGGACGUGCCGCGGGCGGUGGAAGAGUGGUACCUCGAGCAGGAGCACUACAACUUCAGCGCCGCCCACUGCGACCCGGGCCAGAUGUGCGGCCACUACACGCAGGUGGUCUGGGCCAAGACAGAGAAGAUUGGCUGUGGCUCCCACUUUUGUGAGAAGCUCCAGGGCGUUGAGGAGACCAAUAUCCAUUUGCUGGUUUGCAACUAUGAGCCCCCGGGGAACGUGAAGGGGCAGAGGCCCUACGAGGAGGGAACUCCGUGUUCCCAAUGUCCUUCCGACUACCGCUGCGAGAACUCCCUCUGCGAACCCAUCAGAGACUCAGAGGAGGCUGAAGAGUUGCCUCAAUCGGUAACUGAGACCCUACCUUCCCUGGCAGCUGAAGCCCCAGACUCCAAGAAAGGGCAUAUCUCUUCUUCCUUAGCAAAAGAAAGUCCAUCCUUGGUAACAGAGGUCUCAGGCACCCUGACAACAAAGGCUCUCCUUGCCAUAGAGACCAAAGCCCCAUCUUCCCUGGCAACAGAAAGCUCACCCUCCAUGGCAACUGAGGCUCCUCCCUUAACAAGUAAGGUCCCUUGGUCAUCAGAAACUCACAGCUUGUUCUCCUUGGAUAAGGGGAAGGCUACCUUCCCCAAGUCGACCAAUGAUCCCAUCCUCAAAUCGGCAGACAAAGAGUCCAGCACGACAACAAUGCCCUCCAGGAGCCCAGAGAGUUCUCUGCACCUCAAGGUGUCCCUCACCGAGACUCAAGAGUUGCUACCCCAUUCCCAGGGGGAGGGGGAGGCUGAGGCCAAGUUGCCUUCUUCCAGUGAGGUCUUGGCCUCAGUUUUUCCAGCCCAGGAUGAGCCAGGUGAGCUGCAGGCCACACUGGACCAUACGGGGCACACCUUCUCCAAGUCCCUGCUCAACCUCUCCAGUACCUCUGCUGCUGCUAAUGACAUGGGUGGACGAAUCCUGGCCCUGCAGUCCUUGCCAGGUGCAGAGGACCCUGAAAAGCCUGGAAUCCAUUCAGGGAUAAACUCGGGCCCUGGUCGCAUCUGGAGCCCUCUCCUGGGUCUGCUGCUACUGUCUUCCCUAGUGUUGGCUGGAAUCUUCUGAAGGGGUCACCACUCAAAGGCAAGGCCUGGUGGGGGGAUCCUGGCCUCAUGCUCACUCUGGAUUGUUUUUCUCUAAGUAAGAGACCCCGGCUUCCUGGACAAGGCCUGCUCUGUGGCCCAGCAGCCCCUUCACCCAGCUUCUGGCCAGAGCCAAUCCCUGGCACUGUCCCAGGAAAGCCUCUGCCUCUGGGGCGGCCCACCCCUCAGCUAGCUGCAGCCUGUUCUAAGCAGUGUUCCUGCGGCCAUGGUCCUGGUCUUAUAGGAACAGAAGAUCUCAGGGCUUCCCGGGAACUCCUCGGCCCCUACCAGCCCCCUGGCCUCUUCCUGGAGUCCUGUGCUGCUCCCAGGUGUACCUUCCUAGGGUAAGGAGGUCAGCUGUCCUCUGCCACCUCUUCCACCCUGUCUCCACACCCCCUAACAAGAUAUGCGUCUUGGCUGAAGACCCUCUGGAAGGGAAAAGCUACAGGGCAUGUGGCUCACCCAGACAUCUUGGCCUGGCUGGUAGUGAGCUCAGGCUGCCGCCCAAUAACUGCACAUCUGGCCUGGACCCCUCCUGCCCCUCCUAUGUCAGUCCAGGUGGGCAAGUGGCGAUUCUGGGGAGAUACCUGCUUGCUUGGCCUGGGACUAUCUACCUAUGCAAGGUAGAGGGUUCUCCCUGGGUACCUUCCUCUCCCUAGACUUGCUGUGUAGCCAGUGGGGCUGAGAGGCAGAUGGACAAGUCCCACCUGGUGGGGUGCUAUGGGUGGGAAGACAGAGACCAGGAAAGGGAAGCAGCUCCAACUCCUGAAUAAGAGUGUGAGGGGAGGGUGGCCCUGAAGAGGCUCUACGCUUCCCCUACUCACCUGUGGCACCUGCUCCUCCUCCUCUCUCACAUUCCCUCUAUCCCCAAAUAACUCCAUUUGGUUCUUUGGGGCACCCUUUCUUUCCUUCCUAUAACCACCCCCCCUCCAAAUCUUUAGGUUGCUGGCACAAAGGGGAAAGGCCAAAGGCAGGCAAGGGUGCUGGGUGACUCUCCCAGCCCCAGGAGUCACCACUGCGGCCAAGUUGGGUUCGGGGCCCAGAGUCAAGGAGUAGCAUGACAAUCUCUUCACAGGAGUGCAGUUACCCAGGCCCACCUGGUACACAAGGUCAGAAAUGUAGCUGUGGCCUGGCUUUGCCAACCCUUAGUUACUGGAGGAGUCCUGAGAAAGAUUCUGGGGCCCCCCUCCCCUUCCAACACCCAGGACUGGAGCACAGCAGGACUGGCCACAAGGGCCGUGGGGCAGAAAAGCACAACUGUGCGUGUGUGCAGGGACAGCAACAGCAGACAACUGAGGAUGACUUGGGGCCAAGCUGGGUUGGCAAGUGGCAGAGGAGUGGUUUCUAGGCCAGAGGCAGUGUCAGCAGUUAAACAGGAAGCAUUCAAGUCAGGCCAAGGCUGCGAGACUUCCAUGUAUGUAUAUAUAUGAUAUGAUAUAAUGUAACUCCAUUAAGAUAGAACUCAUAUGACAUUAAAUCCACCCAUUUAAAUUGUA
Messenger RNA from Phyllostomus hastatus (greater spear-nosed bat), 2918 nucleotides. RefSeq names its product peptidase inhibitor 16 (gene PI16). Gene Ontology annotation, cellular component: extracellular region. Lineage: Eukaryota; Metazoa; Chordata; Mammalia; Chiroptera; Phyllostomidae. Bases 23 to 1405 code for a protein of 460 amino acids. The transcript has 6 exons. The record is from RefSeq and is a predicted model, not a curated record.